Molecule: messenger RNA, 659 nt
Organism: Funneliformis geosporum
Lineage: Eukaryota; Fungi; Glomeromycota; Glomeromycetes; Glomerales; Glomeraceae
Source: the annotation of a GenBank genome assembly
AUGUAUAAUAAUGCUAAUAAUGCCAUCUUACAAAAUAGCCUUCCGAAUAAUAUUCCAAUUGCAACGACUGCGCCUUCCACAAUUUUAAUAGAUUUAAGAAAGUAUUUACAACAAAAUCAUAACCAACUUACAUGGAAACAAAGAAUCAACAUAAUUGUAAACAUAAUCAAUGCAAUUUUACAUCUUCAUCAAGAAAAUUCUAUUCAUAGAGAUUUGCAUUCAGGAAAUAUAUUAUAUUCCGAAAAUAGUGGCGGAUGGUAUAUUAGUGAUUUUGGAUUUUGUGGACCUGCUGAUAAACCAUUAGGAAGUAUAUAUGGAAACCUUCCUUAUAUAGCGCCUGAAGUAAUUAAUGGAAAAGGAUAUACUUUUGCAUCAGAUAUUUAUAGUAUCGGUAUGCUUAUGUGGGAGAUUUCAUCUGGACAACCACCUUUUGCUCAUUUUGACCAUGAUUAUGAGCUUACAAUAAAUCUAUUAAAAGGAAUGAGACCACAAAUCGUACAAGGAACUCCAACAGAAUAUAAAAACUUAAUGAUUCAAUGUUGGGAUGCUGAUCCUUUAAAGAGAUACGAUAUUAAAAACCUCCAUGAUAAAAUUACAGAAAUACUAAAAUCAUUUUUCCUAGACUUAGAAGGUCUAAUGGUAUUUCAUUUGCCUAUAGA